Anopheles cruzii is the source of this 2967-nucleotide messenger RNA. RefSeq names its product diacylglycerol kinase theta. The transcript has 15 exons. Gene Ontology annotation, biological process: lipid phosphorylation; diacylglycerol metabolic process; intracellular signal transduction. The record is from RefSeq and is a predicted model, not a curated record. Bases 1 to 2967 code for a protein of 988 amino acids. Gene Ontology annotation, molecular function: ATP-dependent diacylglycerol kinase activity. Lineage: Eukaryota; Metazoa; Arthropoda; Insecta; Diptera; Culicidae.
AUGGCGAGCGGCGAGCAUACGUUCGGAAGAAAGACAUUUCACAAGCCAACCUAUUGCCAUCACUGCUCGGAUCUGCUGUGGGGUCUCAUCGGACAGGGCUACAUCUGUGAAGUGUGCAACUUCGUGGUGCACGAGAAGUGCGUGUCCAACACCGUGACACCGUGCCUGGGCAUCGCACCCUACCUGAUCCGGAACCCGGUGGCGCACUGCUUUUCGGAACCGUCGCACCACAAGCGAAAGUUUUGCUCCGUCUGCCGCAAGCGCCUGGACGAAACGCCCGCCGUGCACUGUCUGAUAUGCGAGUACUUUGCGCACGUCGAGUGCCAGGACUUUGCCAUCCCGGACUGCAAGGAGAAUGCCACGUACGUGCCGGGGAAGGAGCUGGGCCACGUCAAACACCAGCACCACUGGCGCGAGGGCAACCUGCCGCAGUCGUCCAAGUGUGCGUACUGCAAGAAGACGUGCUGGUCGUACGAAUGCCUUACAGGUUAUCGUUGUGAAUGGUGCGGCACCACGACGCACGGCGGCUGCCGGAACAACAUCCAGGCCGAGUGCACGUUCGGUACGCUGCAGCCCAUCUACCUGCCACCGCACGCUGUGUCCGUGCCGCGAACGGAAGUGCCGAUGGAAGCCAUCAUCGGCGUGCAGAACCGCAACAAGGGCACGCCCGGCAUCCAGCGGGACUAUUCGUGUCCUCGCAGCAUCUCCGAGGAGAUAGCGUUGGAGAACCGCUACCGUGACGAUGAGUACGUCCCGAAGGGCGAGAGCAGCAGCUCCGGCACUCACCCGAAGCCCGAUUCUGCGCACAAACCCGACAAAGAUAAGGAUAAGAAAGAUAAGGAGAAGGAGGAACGCGAUGAAGAAACAAUCAAGGUAUUCGACGGGAACUGUUCAUAUCGAAGAAGAAUAUUUAGAGCCAUCACCGUACCUAGAACUUGCUCGCUGGAACAACUCUUGACCACCGCCUUGAGGGCCUUCCACAUAGCCAGGGAUCCGAACCUAUUUUUUCUCACCGACGUCUACGGGGACGAGGUCAGACUGCAGGAUCCCACCCCGGUGCCAACACUGCACAGGGUGGAAGGCAAACGACCGGCCACCUACUUAAGAUUUCGCGACAAGGAGAACGAUCAUGGGUUCGUGCGCGUCUACCCGGGCAAGCUGCAGGUGGAGAACGCGUACGUGAUCGUGCCGGUCGACAACGACACCACCGUGAAGGAUCUGAUCGGCGAGUCGCUGAAGAAGUUCGGCAUGCAGAGCCACCAGAUCGAGGACUACCGCUGCUCGGAGAUCCUGCUCGAUCGGGGCGUCACCGAGCGGGUACUGUCGUGGAACGAGCGACCGUGGGAGAUCAUGAAGCAGCUCGGCAAGGACUCGAUCCGCCAGAUGGAGCUGAUGCGCUUCUACCUGCAGCUGAAGCAGGACCCGCACGGUCCGAACCUGGCCCUGUUCGUGGGCAACCUGCCGCCCGGGCUGUCGCAGCGCAACUACGAGCACAUUCUGACCGAGUUCCUGGGGUUCGAGAACAAGUUCAGCAGCAUCGGGCCCAUCUACUACGAGUACGGUUCGCUGGUGAUCACCUAUGAAAAUGCAUCCAAAGCGGUUCGUGCAUUCCAAGCCCUGCGCGAGUCCAAGUACGAGGAGAAGCACCUGCUGGUGUUGCUGCUGCCGAACAUCGAACCGAGCAUGGUGCCGCCCGGUGUCCAGCCGCUGCUGGUGUUCGUGAACGUCAAGUCCGGUGGCUGCCAGGGUCUAGAGCUUAUUAGUAGUUUUCGUAAAUUAUUGAAUCCAUAUCAAGUGUUUGAUUUGGAUAACGGAGGACCACUACCGGGGCUGUACGUGUUCCGUCACAUUCAAGACUACAAAAUCCUGGUGUGCGGCGGUGACGGUACGAUCGGCUGGGUGCUCCAGUGUCUGGAUAACGUGGGCCAGGACUCGGAGUGCUCUAGCCCACCGUGUGCCAUCGUGCCGCUCGGUACCGGCAACGACCUGGCCCGCGUACUGCGCUGGGGAGCCGGCUACACCGGCGGCGAGGACCCGCUCAAUUUGCUGCGCGACGUGAUCGACGCGGAAGAGAUCCGGCUCGACCGCUGGACCGUGGUCUUCCACCCGGAGGACAAGCCGGAGGACGCGACGCCGAAAGCGCAACCCAACUCAACCGGUAAGAAGAAGAAAAUACAACAACAGCAAACCCAACAGCAACAGCAGCACCAGCAACAGCACCAGCAUCCAUCGGUGGCGAUCGUGGCCACCAACCCGGCGCAAGUUGUUGGAGGGGCACAGAGCGAGGACAAUUCGCAGAUCUUCGUGAUGAACAACUACUUCGGCAUCGGCAUCGAUGCCGACCUGUGCCUGGACUUCCACAAUGCGCGCGAGGAGAACCCGAACAAGUUCAACUCGCGGCUCCACAACAAGGGUGUCUACGUGAAGAUGGGCCUCCGGAAGAUGGUCGGCCGGAAGAUGGUGAAGGAGCUACACAAGGAGCUGCGGCUGGAGGUGGACGGUAAGGUGGUGGAGCUACCGCCCGUCGAGGGCAUCAUCAUACUGAACAUCCUCAGCUGGGGCUCCGGUGCCAAUCCGUGGGGUCCGGAGAAGGAGGACCAGUUCAGCAAACCGAACCACUGGGACGGCAUGCUCGAGGUGGUCGGUGUCACCGGUGUCGUGCACUUGGGCCAGAUACAGUCUGGGUUGCGUUCCGCCAUGCGAAUAGCCCAGGGUGGUCACAUCAAAAUUCAUCUUCAUUCCGACAUACCGGUGCAGGUCGAUGGAGAGCCGUGGGUGCAGAGCCCCGGAGACGUGGUGGUACUGAAGUCGGCCCUCAAGGCGACGAUGUUGAAGAAGAUGAAGGGCAAAAUGAAGCGGCGGAACACCGAGCCGACGAUGCAGGUGAUGGGCCCGUCGGGCAUCCAGAUGACGCUGGCCGCCCCCCAGGAGCCCGACGAGGUCGACUCCAACAAUACGGAUUUUUGA